This is a messenger RNA of Ilyonectria robusta, 845 nucleotides long. RefSeq lists its product as uncharacterized. The transcript has a single exon. The record is from RefSeq and is a predicted model, not a curated record. Lineage: Eukaryota; Fungi; Ascomycota; Sordariomycetes; Hypocreales; Nectriaceae. Bases 223 to 672 code for a protein of 149 amino acids.
GUGGAAGCGAGGUCGAGCCUGGGCCGACCGCCGACCGCCGCAGUCUCGUGUUGGCUGGGAGGUCCAAGAUGCUACUUCGGCUACAACCUGUCCAGAAAUCUCAGAUCCAAACAUGGUUCAUCUCCCUCCGCAAAAGUUAGGCCAUGGCGACGCUCCUCCCGCUGCCACUGCCGUUCCCCGUCCCGAUGUCCGAGCCAGAUUUGGCUUCCGCCUGGGCAUGGCAUGGAAUACACACCGACAAGCCAGGCGCCAUCUCGUCCCAUCUGCCCCGAUAUCCGGGGUGAGGCAUCUAUCUAUUCCCACGCCGGGUUUAUGCACACCGUAGGCCCGGUGUCAAAGUACCAGUACUUCAGGGGAGGCCGACCCUUUCUCCAUCUCGCCCACUCUGGUCGGGACCUCCCUGAGCCCAGAUGGAGGAGCCUACGCCAGAACGUCCAUACCUGGAGCAUGAGACACCGUGAGACAAGGCUGUGUUCGUUAGAGGUAAAUGUCGAAUUCCUCUUGCGACUAGACCACCCCCUGGCACCGCAUGCUCAGAGCGGCAUCGUGUCCUCAUGGCCACGAGCGCCGAGCCCCAACCCCAUGAGGCCCACGAAGCCUUGCCACGCCGGCACGCCCUACCACAUGCUUUCGAUGCUGAUGCUUGCACGUCCACGGAAAGAUGAUCUUUGAUCUGCAUCCGCGUUUCAGACCUGAAGCAUUUGCGGUCUGCUAAACAAGCGGUGGAGCUUGGGUUGCUUCAAGAUGAUGAAGCCCAAUUGAUCCCUCCCAAUGCCCCUGCAUCUCUGACGUCUCUCGGAUGGUGCUGACGAAGCUUCUAUGUAUUCAAUCUCGGACGGAUUGCU